AUGAGCGCGUACACGACGCCGGUGAGGGACGGUGCUGGGCACAUGGUGAUGGCACCGACACCGCCCACCAACAUCCGCAACCUCAUCGCGCAGAAGGAGAAGGAGCUCGUCGCGCUCUCCGAGCAGCGCAUGAACCAAAUCAACAAGCGCACGCAAGACGUCGAGCAACAGCUCGCGGUCCGCGAGCAGGAGCUCGCCAAGACCAAGCAGCAGUUCGCGCAGCUCACGCAGGAUUUCAGGUACAACCUCAAGCUCCUCGAGGACAGGGACGCGGAGCUGGAGAGACUGGACGCCGCCAUCGUCACGCACAGGGCCAACGCGGAGAAGGCCGAUAACGCCCUGCAGCAGCAGAAGAGCCUGGUCACCGAGCGCGAGGCGGAGGUCAGACGGGAGAAGUCCCGCAUCGCCGAGCUCGAGGCGUACUACAAGGAAAAGGUGGAGCGCCUGCAGAAACAGACGGACGACGCCAGGUUCUCCAAGGACGAGGAGCUCCAGAAGCAGAAGGACGAUUUCCUCGUGCUGGAGCGCCAGCUGGUGCGUCAGCUCGAGGAGCAGAAGCAGCUGCUCGAGGCGCAACGCGCGGACAUGCACGCGCAGGUGGCUGAGCGGGGGAAACGAGCCGAGGAGGAGGCCAAAGAACCAAUCGCGCGCCUGCAGGCUGAGCUGCACCAGGAGAAGGCGCAGUCGCUCGCGCUCGCGGGUGAGCUCGAGGCGGCGCAAGCCGAAUCGCAGGGCUUCAAGGACGAGAUCCAGGCGGCGGUGGACGAUAAGCGGGAGGCUGAGCGGGAGGCGGCGGAUUGCCGCGAGCGGGUCGUCGCCGUCGAGGAGCUCCUGGCGUCGAUGAAAAGCGAGCUUGACGCGGUGAAGGAGUUCACGGCGACGGAGAAGGCGGCGGUGGUGGAGGCGGACGCGGAGGCCGUCAACGCCCAGAGGGAGAAGGAGCGGGAGCUGGCGACGACGGUGCAGGACCAGAAGGACGAGAUCGCGCAGUUGCGGAGAAAGGUGAAGGAGCUCGAGGCGUCUCUGGAGUCUGCCGAAGAAUCGCUCAGGAAGGCUGAGGAGGACGCCAAGGCUAAGGAGGAGGCUGCCAAGGCUAGAGAGGAGGCCGCCAAGGCCGAGGCCGAGGAGGAAGCGAAGAAGCCGCCCAGGCCGUCGUCGUCGUCGAAGAAGAAGAAACGGUCCAAGCGUAAGGAUGACUACUCGUCCUCGGACGUCUCCGCCGACACCGACGACGGCUCCGAUCGCGUCGCCGCCGCCCCGGCGUACCUCCCGACGCCGGAGGACCACCCGCUCGCUCCCCCCCCGUCCAUCGGCAGGGAGAAGCCCGAGGUGGCGGCGGCGGCGGCGGGCGCGGCGGCGGCGAGGGCGGUGAUGCGCCAGAACGCGCCCGCGCACUGGUUGGGGGACUCGACCGUGGAGCAGAUGUGGGGCGGGUCCGUGUCCGUCUCCUCGGCGGGUCCCGUCGCGAUUCCGAUGGAGGCGAUCGAGGCGGCGGCGAAGGCGGCGGUGGAGGCGGCGCUGGCGACGCGCAUUCCCACGACCGUCACGAUCUCCGCGCCGUCGUCCCCGGCGCGGGUGAUGGGCGGGCCGCCCGAUCGAUCGAAGGCGCCUGCCGAUAUGCAAGCGACGACGUCUGCGUACGUCUCGGUGUCUCCGGAGCGACCGACCGUCGGCGACUCGUCGCACGUCGCCGCGACGAGCGAAGCCCGCGCGAGGCUCCUGGCGGCGAAGGAUGCCAUCGAGGAGGUCGGGUCCGCGCCCCCCGAGGUGGCGGCGGCCAAGGUUGUCGUCGCGAAGCGGAGGAAGAAGAGGGCCAAGGCUCCGAGCGCGUCGGCGCAUCAUCCCGGUUUGUCGAGGAGCACCGUCGAGGAGCGACAGGCGCGACAGCUGGCGGCGAUGCAGGCGCACGUGGACGCGAUCACCGCGGCGAGGAGGGAGCGAUCGCACGUGUCGCGCCUUCGAAACUACUGGGUUUGA
This is a messenger RNA of Micromonas commoda, 1977 nucleotides long. RefSeq lists its product as hypothetical. Lineage: Eukaryota; Viridiplantae; Chlorophyta; Mamiellophyceae; Mamiellales; Mamiellaceae. Bases 1 to 1977 code for a protein of 658 amino acids. The record is from RefSeq and is a predicted model, not a curated record. The transcript has 2 exons.